This is a messenger RNA of Gongylonema pulchrum, 279 nucleotides long. NCBI's taxonomy places the organism in Eukaryota, Metazoa, Nematoda, Chromadorea, Rhabditida, Gongylonematidae. The record is from the annotation of a GenBank genome assembly.
AUGCGAAGCAGAAAGGUUUUGGCGGUCAGACGAAGCCGAUCUUUCGAAAAAAAGCAAAAACAACGAAAAAAAUUGUGCUUCGAAUGGAGUGCACUGAGUGUAAGCAUCGUAAGCAGCUCCCGAUCAAACGAUGCAAGCAUUUCGAGCUGGGUGGACAGAAGAAAACCCGCGGACAGGUCGGUUCCACAUCUUUUCAUUGGCCUUUUCUCUUGUCUCCCUCCUCUUCACCACGGUGGGCCAACAGCGCCAAACAAAUGGCAUAUUUUCACACAUAUUUGA